AGAUCCUUUCAAGCUCUCUAGCACUUGGCGUAUGAAUUGUCUUCUAAAGAUUUUUCUCCUCACCGGAGUCGUGAAAGAGUUCCAGAUUGAGGAAGACAAGCUCAUAAAAUUUCUACAGAAAGUUAGAAAAUCCUAUCAUGAUGAAAAUCCAUUCCACAACUGGUAUCAUGCAUGGUCUGUCACUCACUGUGCCUUCAUGCUGAUGAAGGAAACAGCGAUCGGAAAGAUCCUGGGCAUGAAAGAGAAGCUUGCUGUCCUGAUUGCUUGCCUCACUCACGACCUCUCUCAUCCCGGAGUCAACAGCGACUUCCUGAUCAAGAGCGCAUCGCCCAUUGCCCUGCAGUUUCCUUUCUCCAACGUCCUCGAGCAGAUGCAUUGGGAUGAAGCUCGCUCUUUGUUUGAGGAGGGAAGAGAAACAAACUUCUUGAGCCACGUGCAGGAGGAGCUGCGUGCUGAGAUUCUUGAGAUGGUACAUCAGGGUAUCCUGGCAACCGACAUGCAGAUCCACAAGCAGAUCGUCAACUCUCUUUCCAACAGAAGAGACUCGUUGGCUGAUUUUGAGGAGGACGACAUGACUCUCUUGUCCGACAAGGCCAUGACUGUUUACGACGCCACAAGUCCGGCUGAUCGAUUGGAGCUCUUCAAGGCUGUCGUUCAUUGCGCCGAUCUGUCGGGUCAAGUCAUGGAGGCGCCUGUCGCCUACUCCUUCGGUAGGGCGGUGCUUGAAGAAUUCCACCAGCAGGCCCAGCGAGAGAAGAUGGAGAACUUGCAAGAGUCAGCGUUCAUGAAGAACCUCCACGAGCCGCUGGCCCAGGCGAAGACGCAGCUAGGGUUUCUCCACUAUGUGGUGGGGCCGCUGUGGAAGUGCAUGGCGGAUCUGUUUCCUCAGGUUACAUCGCAGUAUGACAGGAUACAAGAAAGGAGCAGAGAAAUCGACUUUGAGAAUCUUGAGAGCUGGCAAGGGAGACAUGAGGGUCUCAAGGGCUGAGGAAGAGACUCACCUGAUUGUUGUAGUUUAUUGUUUUCAUCAUACCCAAUUUUAACCUUC
Messenger RNA from Guillardia theta CCMP2712, 1048 nucleotides. RefSeq lists its product as hypothetical. The record is from RefSeq and is a predicted model, not a curated record. Gene Ontology annotation, molecular function: 3',5'-cyclic-nucleotide phosphodiesterase activity. The transcript is spliced from 15 exons. Gene Ontology annotation, biological process: signal transduction. Lineage: Eukaryota; Cryptophyceae; Pyrenomonadales; Geminigeraceae. The coding region runs from base 32 to 988 and encodes 318 amino acids.